AUGGAUCGGCCGCAGUGGCCCGGAGGCUUGAUUGCGCAAGUUCAUGGCUUCGUGUUCUCUUGGUGGGGGGUCAUUCUCCUUCUCGCCAUCAUCAAUCUCAAGUCUUUUCCGGGUAUAUGGACGAUACGAGCCCUGUACCACAUGAAAUCCUCAUUCAAUGGCCAGCUACGACAAACAGUUGCAUCGCCGACAGCCGAAAAUGCACAGCGGAGGGUGCCCAAGACGCCCAAGACUGGUGCGACCGACACAAUUGACCACCACCCACUCUUCCAGCCAGAGAUAAUAUCUUCGCAUGUCUCUCCCGCCGAGAUUGACUUCAACAUGCACAAGUCCAACUCGACCUACUUCACCGACCUGGAUAUCUCACGUAUCAAGCUGGUGGGCCGCAUCAUGGCGCCCGCCUGGCCUCUCGAUCGGAUGCACGUCGAGUAUAAAGGCCGCGACGGAGAAAUGAAGCGCGAGCGAGUCAAGGGACGACCAGCACUUGCACUGGGUGCCACUUGUACGUCCUUCAAACGCGAGAUGAAGGUGUUGGCGCGAUACGACGUGGAGUCCCGAAUUCUUGGCUGGGACUCGCGCUGGCUGUACAUUGGUUCCUGGUUCGUGAGCAGGAAGGGAGGUAAGGGCAAGGAACAGCUAUUUGCUUCCAGCCUCUCAAAGUACAUUGUCAAGAAGGGGCGAAUUACAGUGCGACCCGAACAGUUUCUCACAGAGUCUGGCUGGAUCCCUCCCCGGCCAGAGAGCACAGGAAAUAGCAAGAGCCUGGACUCGCUUCAGGCCAACGGCCACGGUGCUACCGAAAACGGGAAGCAUGAUGCUAAGGACACUUGGACGUGGGAGGAAAUCGAAUCGCACAGACUAAAAGGCAUGACUACCGUGGGCGGAUGGGCAGACGCGGACUUGCGCCUAGAGCAGGCCUAUUCCUCUUGA
Purpureocillium lilacinum is the source of this 930-nucleotide messenger RNA. RefSeq lists its product as uncharacterized. The record is from RefSeq and is a predicted model, not a curated record. NCBI's taxonomy places the organism in Eukaryota, Fungi, Ascomycota, Sordariomycetes, Hypocreales, Ophiocordycipitaceae.